AUGCCCAACGCAGGCCUUCAGCAAUUUGAAGCCCAUGGAAUCCGAGAAUCCAGCCUUAACCCCGAAUUCAGUAGGGCCGAAUUGGUGAACUCGAUCAAAGGCGGAAAUUGGAAUACGUCACGCACUAUCAGCCCCAAGAUGCCGCUGGAAUUCGUUCUUGUAUCCGGUGCUUGGCACCUCCCAGUACACUUCAAACCGCUCAUCGAAGGCCUCCGUAAGGCCGGUCAUUUCUCACGAGCAGUGACCCCGAAGUGCGUCAAUUCUUCUCCCGCCGCAACUUCAUUCCAGCCAGAUGUCGACGCAGUCAGAGCCGCUGUCGAGGAGCUUCUACGCCAGGGAACCGAUGUCGUAUUGGUGAUGCACUCUUACGGUGGCAUGGUCGGAACCGAGGCGUCUGGUGCCGUAGCGCAGGAUGCUGACAAAUAUCCGGGGAAGAUACGACGGCUUGUGUAUGUUGCGGCCCAUGUUCCGUCGGAAGGGCAGAAUCUCCUUGACGUGAUCAAGGAUGCUCCGGUUCCGCUGCCACCUGGUGAGUAUGUGGAAUUGGACCAUGAGAGUGGACAUUAUGCCGUAAAUGAGCGUGCGGCAGAGAUCUUUUACCAUGACAUCCCCGAGCCAGGGAAGUCCGAGUGUGCGGCCGCACUUGGCAAGCAGCCGAUAGCUAGCUUCACCUCUCCAGUUACUCGAGCCGGAUGGCAAUGGUUUCCUUCGACGUACAUUUACACUACACUCGAUCGGGCCCUUCAGCUCCAUAUCCAGCAGUUCAUGGUGGAGCAAGCGAGGAGUUUUUCGAGCCCAGCAGGUAGGCGCACUCCGUUCAGCGGACCCCUAGGCGAAUUCACCGUUGAGACUGGGCACACUCCGUUUGUGGCAAAAACGAGAGAAAUGGUGGAUAUCCUGUGUGACUUGGUUUCGGAAGACUGA
This is a messenger RNA of Scedosporium apiospermum, 924 nucleotides long. RefSeq lists its product as uncharacterized. NCBI's taxonomy places the organism in Eukaryota, Fungi, Ascomycota, Sordariomycetes, Microascales, Microascaceae. The coding region runs from base 1 to 924 and encodes 307 amino acids. The transcript has 3 exons. The record is from RefSeq and is a predicted model, not a curated record.